ACUUUGGUUCAUCAUAUGAUCAGAUAUUUGUGAGACUUUGCGCCUUUCUAGACAUGUGACAGGUGCUACUGUCAGCUGCAGGUGUAACAGGUAGAUACAGGUGAAGCUCAAGUGACAGGAUGGAAGUUUUGCUGCGGUUUGUUGGGAUCCUGGUGUGCCUUGCGGUAGUGGUCCAGACACAAGUUCCUCCGUUUGUAGAAAAAUGUGAACAUGGAAUGUACCCACCUAAGGCUGAAUCAAAGGUUGCCAGUUAUGUGAUUAACCUGGACCUCCCCCCUGCUGAGAGAUGGAACAGUCUGGUCAAGGAGAAGGCACCAGAGAUAAAGGAUAUGAUAGCAGAGAUCAAGGCCUUUGCUGGAGCGUUUGGUAACGGAAGCAUCAUUGCUAUGGUGGACAAAUACCUGGCCCCCCUAGCCGACACCCUUCCUUACCCAUUCGCUGAUGAGAUCAAGGGCAUAGCCAAGGCCACAGACAUCCCUCUAGGUGAGGUGGUCCUCUUCAACGUUUUCUACGAAUUUUUCACUGUCUGCACAUCCAUAGUCGCUGAGGAUCCUACAGGAAAGUUGUUCCAUGCCAGGAACCUGGAUUUUGGGCUGUUUCUGGGGUGGGACAUUAAGAACAACACCUGGGCACUGAGUGAGAAACUGCGACCAAUCGUGGUGAACCUGGACUGGCAGCGUGGCGGGAAGACGGUCUUCAAAUCCGUUAACUUUGCCGGCUACGUGGGACUGCUGACCGCUGUCAAACCUCAAACCUUUACCUACAGUAUGAAUGAGAGGUUUUCUGCUGAUGGAGGGUACAUCGGUCUAAUUGAGUGGAUCCUGGGGCAGCGUGAUGGAUCGUGGAUGGGGUUCCUGACAAGGGAGGUUUUGGAAAAUGCCACCAGCUUCACAGAGGCGGAAACCUGGCUGUCCAACAGGACCAUGCUGGCACCUGCCUACUUCAUCCUGGGGGGGACCAAGUCAGGAGAGGGAGCCAUCAUUACCAGGUCUCGGGAAAAAGCACUGGACAUCAAGAGACUGGACCCAGCCAAUGGCAGAUGGUUCCUCCUCCAGACUAACUACGACAACUGGGAACAACCUCCAUUCAUUGAUGACAGGCGCACCCCGGGGGAUAACUGCAUGGCCAACAUGUCCAUAUCAAAUACGGACCUCCCCCACAUCUUCGAUGUGCUUUCCAGCAAGCCAGUUCUGAACAAGCUGACGACCUACACAGCACUGAUGCAGGUGGAUGAAGGUCACCUUGAGUCUUACAUCCAGGAAUGUCCUGACCCCUGUAUCCCCUGGUGAUGACCUCUGACACCAUAUCCCUGGUGAUGACCUCUGACCCUGGUUUCCCAUGGUGAUGACCCCUGUGUCUCCUGGUGAUGACCUCUGACCAGUUUCCUCUGAUGAUGACCCCUGGUGAUGAACUCUGACCCGUUUCCCCUGGCGAUGACCCGUAUAAUCUAGUCUCAUACUGAUGUUCUCUCAGGAAUUUCUUCAGAGAUUACGCAAUACCUAAAAGUGUGAUGCUGCAUUUCCGUCAAACAGAUACUAAAAAAAUUCUGACCCCCCCAAAAUAAUCAUUGAGUACUAAAUGUCCAACACUCAGAGAAAACGAAUACUUACAAAACACUUAAAAACAAGUCAAUAAUACCCCAACAUGCUUAUGCUGGAGCUACGAUGUGUUGAAAUGCAAAUGAAGGUUACUAGUAUCAUGGUGGUUAUCACCUACCUGCUUUUUGGAAUAUGGAAUUGGAAAGUGAGUGAAAAAGAAUCUUGCUUUUAACAAAUUAAUAUACAGUUAUGUUGAAGUACAAAUUGUAAAUAUUGAGAUUACAGAAAAGUGAUAUUAAUUGUUAGAUUUUAUAUUGAUGGAUUAUAGGUUUUCAGAGUCGAUAUCAUAGUUAAUAAUUUAGUUUGUCACACAAAAUGAAAACUGUUGUUGUAUUAACUGUACUCAUUGUCAGCAAUACUUUUUACAUUAUCUAGAAUGUUUUUGUAACUUUGGUGUUGGAAACAUUUAAUAGAUAUACAUUACACUAAUUGGAAUUUAUAUGCAUAA
Molecule: messenger RNA, 2046 nt
Organism: Branchiostoma belcheri (Belcher's lancelet)
Lineage: Eukaryota; Metazoa; Chordata; Leptocardii; Amphioxiformes; Branchiostomatidae
Product: acid ceramidase-like
Exons: 14
Coding region: 120-1289 (389 amino acids)
Biological process (GO): fatty acid metabolic process
Cellular component (GO): lysosome
Molecular function (GO): N-acylsphingosine amidohydrolase activity; fatty acid amide hydrolase activity
Source: RefSeq, a predicted model, not a curated record